AUGGAAGACAGCAGAAGAUUUGAUGGCCCAAGACCAUUUUGCAGCCUAGACUCCUGGUUCACACAUGAAGGAUUUUUUAGAAUGGUGCAGGAAGAAUGGAGGGAAUUGGGUGAUGUAAAUUUCUUAGAGAAGAUGAAAGCGCUAUCAACACCACUGCGUACAUGGCACAAGAAGUAUUUUGGGAAUACAACGGAGCAAAUAAAGAGGUUUGAGGAAGAAAUACAGAAGGUGGAUGAUAUGGUCAGUAGUGGUCGGUAUGAGAGUACCAUGGAGGCAAGAAGGAGGGCGCUAGUGAAGUGCUGUAAAAAGUGGUAUGUGAGACAGGAUCUACACUGGAAGCAAAUGUCUAGAUCUCAGCAUGCUAUUGAGAUGGAUAGAAACACAGGGUACUUCCAUAAUAUAGCUUCGGCGAGAAGAAGACAUAAUAGGAUUGAGUCCUUGGUUAUUCAUGGGAGGUUAGUAAGGAAUCAACCAAGAAUUAAGGUUGCGAUUCGAGACUUUUAUAAAUAUCUUUACCACCAGGAACAUUCCCCAAGUGUGAGCUUUAGGGACGGUUUAGUUAAUCGACUAGGGAGAGAGGAAGCUGAAGCCCUAGAGGAUGUUAUCGUCAGUGGAGGAAGUGAAGGAGGCAGUUUGGGAGUAUGA
Molecule: messenger RNA, 645 nt
Organism: Arachis stenosperma
Lineage: Eukaryota; Viridiplantae; Streptophyta; Magnoliopsida; Fabales; Fabaceae
Exons: 1
Coding region: 1-645 (214 amino acids)
Source: RefSeq, a predicted model, not a curated record